This is a messenger RNA of Bacillus rossius redtenbacheri, 2780 nucleotides long. It is a transcript of the gene Rai1, whose product is annotated as decapping and exoribonuclease protein. Gene Ontology annotation, cellular component: nucleus; cytosol. The record is from RefSeq and is a predicted model, not a curated record. Bases 441 to 1613 code for a protein of 390 amino acids. The transcript is spliced from 5 exons. Lineage: Eukaryota; Metazoa; Arthropoda; Insecta; Phasmatodea; Bacillidae. Gene Ontology annotation, molecular function: mRNA 5'-diphosphatase activity. Gene Ontology annotation, biological process: NAD-cap decapping; nuclear-transcribed mRNA catabolic process.
GUUCAGACUGUGAGUAACCGCACUCAACAGCUGAACAUGUUCACCUGAAGUAGUUCAGACUCCCGUGUAACCGCGCCCUUAAUACAAAUGCAAGGAUGGUAAAUUCAUUUCGUGAUGGCAAAAGGUUUUCAAAAGACGAGAGAAAAAAAUGUGCCGAAAUCGCCCAUUAUAAUACACGGAAAUUUGAUUUUCGCGGGCGUUAUGCAGGACAAGCCGCUAGGAUCGCUGCAGUCAUGUGUCGCCUGCGCUCGCCAAGUUAAAUGGCCUGAGUUUCCUAUAAUGUUCUUCUUGAUGUUCUUCUACAAUAUUUGGUUUAGUAGUUCAAAACAAAAGUUGACGCAUAACCAUAUGGUAAACAAAGCUAAAUGUUAUUUUGAGGUUAAAGUGAAAAGCAAUUUCAAUAUUUUAACUUGAAUGGUUUAUGGCAAAGAAAUCCAGUUAUGUCUGGAAAUAAUGUAAAUAUGUCAAGUAAUAAUAAAUGUUUUUACAUUAAUGUGUACCCAGAAUAUCGCGACCUAAGCUUCCGAAACGUUGAAGUGCUUGGAUACUUCAGCCUGGACAGUGAGAGAGGUUUUCACGCAGAUUUAAGUCAGUUAAAGUAUUUAAAAGCACCUAACGGUGGUGCACCGGUGCACUAUGAUCUCAACCAUAGACUGAACGACGUGAUUAAAAAAGGUGAUCAGGACGAGAAGCUGGACAAUCUGUUAAAAUGGAUUCUCAAUGACGAACGUGUGUGGAAGUCACGUGGCACCACACAGGUCGCGGAGGGUGAAAGGACUCCUGUGCACUUUGUUUCGUACCGUGGACUGCUGAGCAAACUGCUGUCCACACCAUACGAGAAUUUUGAUGGGUGGAUAAUCUGCGCGUCCAUCUGGAAGGGGACAAUCUACUUGUGCGCCAAGGAAACAGAAGAACACAAGCAGAAACGUGCACACGAGACUCUGGAGCAGAAGAGAUUUAUGAUGUGGGGACGAAAAUUUGAGCAGUACGUGUUGGCAGACACCGUGGACGGCACGCCCGAUGCCGACCGCCCCGUCAACGAGAACGAGGAGCUGUGCGUGGUGUACGGCUCCAGGGUGAACACACACAGCCUGCUGUACGGAGCCGAGAUGGACGGCGUGGACAGCAGGGAGGAGUUGCGCUCGUACCAAGAUCUGCGGAGAGCGCGAUUCGUGGAGUUGAAGACCCACAGGAUGAUACAGAAGCGAGCUCACGAAAGCUCUUUCAAAAAGUAUAAACUACGGAGCGUGUGGUGCCAAGCGGCCCCGGUUGCGAUCGACUGCGUGCUGUUUGGGCACCGCAGCGACGACGGCAUUGUCAAGGUGCUCAACAGAUUCAACAUUGAUGAAAUCCUCGAUGAGUCAGCUGAAUGGCAGGCCUGGGAGUCUGACAAGUGCUUGGACUUCAUGAACAAAUUCCUGGAGGAAGUGAAGAAGAGCGCGAAGCAGCAUCUGCCAGAGAACAGUCCGGACUCUGUCAUCAAGUUUGAGUGGCAGCUGGGGCAGGCACGAGUGAGGGCAGACGUCAUCGUCGGCCCCUCGGAGUACAGUUUCCUGCCCAAGUGGUUCACCGACAACUUCCAGCACUCCGUUCAAGUCGUCAAGCAAACGUGAUUCGAACCGUUGUGCAAGUCAGCUUCCUGUUGUGUGAUGUGCAGUAUAUAAAUUACUUUUUUUAUACUAUUACAAGUUUCAUUUUAAAAUAUAUAGGUUUUAACUUCUGUGGUUUUAAGUCUACGUGGUCUGAAGACAAAGAGUGAAAAUUUAAGAUGGAAUAUUAGAAGAAGAAAAAAACAUUCCGCCAUAUGCAUUGCCAAUUAUUGUACUACACACAUUGUUUAUCAUGUCUAUUAAAGACUUUGUAAUACUACGGUAUUAUCAGACUAACUGAAACUGUUUAUUAUUGUUUUACGUUCGAGGUUAAUACCGCUUCCCGAUACUUUCGGCAGUGUUUUGUUUUGUUCCACGCAUGGCGGCGCGCGCAUCUCGUGCUGUGUCGUCAUGACAACUGCUAAAAUAAAUAAUCGCGCGGCGUUUGGAACAGCUUUAACGAGCCUAUGCUUGAUUGAUAUUGACAUUUCAUUGGCUUCAUUAAAAAGGACGCUAACGUGUCGCGGCCGUGAUUGGCUCUUUUCAAUUAACAAUUUAAUUUCGGCAAGAGAGAAGAGAAAGAGUGGAAAAUGACGCCAUUUAGUGCGUGUGGUAGUGUAUUCCCUCUGGGAAUAUUUCGUUCGUGGCGAUGCUAAUUUUGGCGUUAUUGAUCUGGAAAUUACGUCAAAAUACUGGGCAAUGUUAAUUGACGCCCUGUAAUUGAAUGCAGAAUAAUCGCAUUCAAUUCACGUGAGUGACGAAGUAUUUUACGAACGACAUUAAGCAUCUAUAGUUAAGGUAUGGUCUGCAUCAUCGCUAUAUAAUAAAAUUGACGUAAAUUUUACCGUCAACGUAAACGAACUAUAAUUUUAUAAACUUUGGAUUAUUAUCAAAUUAGUAGAACAUUGACUUUCGGCGAUUAACGGCAAAUUUACUCACAUUAGCACAAACUAUAUGUACACAAGUCCAGAAGUCUUUUGGUUAGGCGUUUCAUGCUCGAGCAAGCCGGAGCAAAACCCCAAAACUUUUACUCAGUGAACAAUUUUAGGAACUUUAUUUAUUUUGUAUUUUAUUCAAGAGUCAGGUUAUCUACGACAUCUCAUAGACUUUAUUUAAUAUUUGUUUGUUUGGUUAUUAUUUCCAUGACUCGAGGUUUCUCAUUAUGGUUAAAACAAUAAAAUAAGUUUUUUU